UAGUUUUUCUCAGCCCUCGUCACCCCAAAAUUGAAAAUCAACGGUUUCUUCUCAAAUUCCCCUCCGGCCGCCAAUUGGUGUCGAGAAAACAUUUUCCGGUCUGCCAAGCAGAAUGGAGAAGCGACUCCGCUCCUCUCUCCGGUCCUCGCCGGAAGACUUCCUCUCCUCAGCAGCAAACCUAAACCUCAAAUCCUCAAAGCUCACUCUCAAAUCCCUAAUCCACUCCGUUUCGCUCUCCUCUCCAAUCGCCUCUUCUCUCCCUUCCGCCCUCCACCGCUCGAUCACCGACUCCAUCCUCUCCUUCCAGAACCUUCUAGAUCAUCCCGACCCCGCUAAGUCCCCUCCGAGUAAACGCCACCGCAGAUCGUCCCGGAGCUCGAAAUCCAGAUCCGAAGUCGAUUCGGAAAGCAAUGAAUAUCAGAAGCAGCAAGUUCUCGACCAUCUCCAUGUGUUCGCUCACAUCGCACGUUUAUGCGCAUUUCAUCCCGGAAAUGCGAUUUCGCACGCGGAGUUACUGCCGGCCGUUCGGGCAUUGCACGAUAACUUGAGAAUUUUUGAGUCGGAUGCGGUUCUGUCCAAUGAGAUUGCGAGUUUGUGCGAGGAGUGGUGGAAGGAGGACUUGCCGGAGCGAGAAAUGCUGGUUUCACAGACGCUGCCGUUUUUGCUUUCGAGGUCCUUGACCUUGCAGAAGAAGGUGGAUGUGCAUAGGGUUUAUUCACUAAGAGAUGCCUUUAAUUUGUUUGAUUUCGAGGAUGAGAGCAUCGAGGACUUGAAGAUGUUAUUGAUGAGGUGUGUGAUCGCUCCUUUGUAUUUGAAAACCGAGGAUGGAAGAAAAUUCCUGGCGUUCAUAUUCGGGUUGAGUUCGCAGCACGCAAAGGAGGCAUUGGCGAUGAUAAAGUCCCAAAUUCCAUUCGGAAGGAAGUCGAUGCUAGAGGCGUAUGGGGACGUUUUGUUUAGGGCUUGGAAAGGGCUUGAAGGGGAUUUAAGGAAUGAGAUUGAGGAUGGCUUUUUGCAGGGUUUGGUUGACGGAGCAAUUCAUGCGCGUUCUGAAGCAUUAGCUGCUUCUAUUAGAAGGGUUUUGGGAGGAUUUAUUAAUCAGAGGACCACAGAUGGGGUCGAGAAGCUCCUUUUCAGACUUGCUGAGCCUGUGAUAUUUAGGUCAUUACAGGUUGCAAAUUCUAAUGUUCGUCAAAAUGCACUGUAUUUACUAUUAGAUUUAUUCCCUCUCGAAGAUCCUGAUGUCACCAAGGAGGUUAAAGAUACUUUGCUCGAUAAACAGUUCUUUUUAUUGGAGAGAUUACUUAUGGAUGAUUGUCCUGAUGUGAGAGUGGUUGCGGUGGAAGGUUGUUGCCGCAUCCUCCAUUUAUUUUGGGAAAUAAUCCCUUCACCAACCAUUACUAAGAUGCUUACUAAAGUUUUUGAUGAAAUGUCCCACGACUUAUGCAGUGAGGUUAGGCUUUCUUCAUUAAAUGGCAUUAUUUAUUUGCUUGGCAAUCCACAAUCUCAUGAAAUUCUUAAAGUGCUUCUGCCAAGACUGAAGCAUCUAAUGCUCGACAAGAUACUUAUCGUUCGAGUUGCUUUAGUAGAUCUUCUCCUCCUUCUAAGGGACAAUUGUUCUUUCCAAUUUAAUAAGGUGGUGGAUUUAAGUGUCUUAUUGAAUACACUUGCAACUGAUCAAUCUCCAGUUGCACAAAAAAUUACAAGACUACUUCUACCAUCAUACUUCCCUUCAAGAUUAACAACUGAAGAGGCAUGCAAUCGCUGUGUUACUCUUAUGAUGAGGUCUCCCCUUGCUGGUGCAAGGUUUUGUGAAUUUGCUUUAUUAGAAGGAGCAUCUCCUAAGUCACUGAUGCAACUUGUAAAGGUUUUUGUUGGUUUGAUAUUGUCCAAUAAAAAACUAGAAGCAGCUCAGAUUGAGGGUUUACUGGUUGCUUCAUCCAACAUUUGCAGCUAUCUAGUUACUGAGCCAAGCCAACGAGAUGCCCUCAAAGAGUUAUUUUCUGGUGAAAAAGUUAAGUGUUUAUUUGCUGCUGCAUCUGCUGGGCGAGCUCAAUCUUCUAUUUUUAACAUUGCAUCAACAUUCUCCUCAGAAAAUGGUGUUUCCCUCCUUGAAGAUUGUAUGGGCCUAGUUACUGACUGCAGUGAUUUAUCCAAAAAUGUGGAAAAGCAAGCUGAAGUUAGGUCUGCCCACAAGUUAUUGGUGUCUUGUGAUGCCUUAGAUGACAUGCUUGAAGUUCUAACAAGGCAUUUGCAAAAAACAGCCUACCGUUGCCAUAUUAAGUUUGGCACGGAAGUGUCAAAACAGAGUCCUUUUUCUGUAAAAAGAAAGAAAUGCAAGGUCAAGAAUGCUAAAUGGAAACAUGUGAGUGGGAAAAAAUCAUCCAAUUUUGAGGAUGAUUAUUCAGUUGCAGUAGGAAUAUCCUGGCAGAUAAAAGACUUGCUUGCUUUGGAGGACACUAGGAAAGCAAUUUUAGGCUCUCAGGCUAUGGAUCAUGUAUUUGCUGCUUUGAAGGUUUUGUCAGAGGUCAGUAUUGUGCAGUGCAUGAACUGUGAAUAUAUGGACCCAUAUCCAAUCCUGGCAUACACUGGCCUUGCUCUGCAUAUGGCUGACUCUUCAAGAUCAACUUCAGAGGCCAUGCUGGACCAGGUAAUUAAUCAUCUGCUUGUUUGUACGGACAAACUCUUUGGAGCAGGUGACUCAGGGAUGCCUGUCAAAUCACCUUCUGAUACUAAGCAGGAAAAUGGCAAUAGGGCCCGUCAUCGUGGAUCAAGGCACAGAGAACCUAAAAAAGAUGCCUCUAGCUCUAGUGAAAGUGGAUCUGUCAACGCUAAACAACAGCAGACAUCGAGUAAGGUGAAGGUGCUUACUGCAGUUCUCAAGUUCAUCAUUGAUUCUAUUGCAAUGGAUUUUGUUCCCCACCUCCAUGGUAGUUGUUUAAAGUUUACAUCAGCACACACACAAAACAUUAUCUCUGCCAUGCAGCUAUUAUCAAUCAAUAAACCUCAGCUCAAGGAGGAGAAUUCAAAGGAUAUCAUUAUGUGUCUGAGGAGCUCCUUCAGCUAUGCAGCCAAGUUGCUCAAUCUAGUUCUUAAAGCCUCCAGUGAAGCGUCAGAACCUCCUAAUGAAGCUUUGAAACUUGUCAAUGACUUGCUCGAUCUAACUGCCUCAAGUGAAUUGUAUUUGGGCUCAAGUUGCACAUCAAGCCUCAUUACAGCAGCAAAGCCUUGGGUGCCCGAUCUAAUUCUUGCACUAGGAUCAGCAUGCAUGCUAAAGCAGAGUCAAGCUGAAGAGGCAUAUUCGACUGUGUCUAGUCUCAUUAAGCUUGGAUUCCCUUCAUGGCCUCAAAUUUUAGCCAAGAUUGAGCUCUCUGAAACAAGUGAAGGUAGUCUGGAAGAGGAAGGGGAUCACAGCAUUUCUGAACCUGAUGAAUUCUCUGGUUUUAAGAGACUUAUGGAAACCAUAGUAUCACUUUUAAAAGGAAAAUCCAACUUACUGGAUGCAGUUGGGUUGAUUUUAUUGACCUGCUCUGUUGUUGGACUUGAACGCAAGGACUUUGGAUUGGUAUUGGGACUACUGCACUUUGUUUGCGUGAAAUUGAUCGGACAAGAAAACAAAGAAUGGAAUGGACUUGAUAUGAUGCUGGUUUCUCUGCCAGACAUCUACCCUCAUAUAGAAAGAGAAAUGGAAGAGCAGAGUCACGAAGAAGAAAGGAAUAAACUGCAAACUGCCAGAGCAUUGCUGGAACCUGUUUGGAUGUAUCAUGUUUAUGAAACCGGAAGGUUUUCUGUGAUGGAAGAAUAAGUAAAUCUUUACUGUUAAUAUCUUAUUAUUAAAUGUAAAGAAACUGAUGAAUGGCAAUGAAAACGGGGAGGUUUCCUUUUACUUCUUUUUUUAAUGGAUCAAUUUCAGCAAUCAAUUUAGUUAAGAAGU
Messenger RNA from Rubroshorea leprosula, 3931 nucleotides. Lineage: Eukaryota; Viridiplantae; Streptophyta; Magnoliopsida; Malvales; Dipterocarpaceae. The record is from the annotation of a GenBank genome assembly.